AUGUGUCUUGGGUCGUCCCCUGAGCUUCCAGCCAGUGGGACGUACCCGGAACACCUCUCCAGGGAGUCCCUGCUGGCUGUUUCUUCUUCUCCCCUAGAAAUGAACAUGUUUCGUGCUGUUGUCUUCUUCCUGGCUUAUUUCGGCCAUGCUACUUCAGCAUGCCCGGCGCUUUGCAAAUGCUACUCAAGAAGAUCAGAGGUGGUCUGCAACGAGGUCCCCCUGACCGAAUUCCCCUCUGUAGGUCUCCCAGAGAAUACCACUACCCUUACCAUCCAGUUCACUAACAUCACAUCCAUUUCUGAGGAGGAUCUCAAAGCGAUACCCAAGCUGAAGGAGCUCCACCUGUUCAGCAAUCACUUAAAAAACCUGUCCUCACAUCUCCUCAGGGGCGUGCCACACCUCACCACUUUGGACCUGACUGGCAACAAACUGAGGCACUUGCCUGCAGAUGUCUUCAGCCAUGCCCCGCUUCAAAUACUUGUGCUCAAAAACAACCUUAUCGAGAAAGCGGAAGCUUCGUGGCUUCCAGAUAACUCCAACCUUACCUGGCUGGACGUCUCUGGGAAUCGUUUGACGAAUGUCCCUGCGGAUUUUCUUAAAAAGAUCCCCCACUUGGAAAACCUUGACCUCUCCCACAACCAUCUAGAGAAGCUCUCAGCAGGUUCCCUGGAUCCACUCACCAAACUUGAUCGCCUGAAUCUGCGCAACAACAAACUCGAAAAUCUCAACGCUUCUUUACUCCAUAGCACCCGGAACCUUACCUACCUGUUCCUCUCCAGGAACAAGCUUAGUCGUGUACCCCAGAACAUUUUUCAGGAGCUCACUCAGCUCAAACAUCUCAGUCUGGAUGACAACCAACUCAGCAGCAUCCCCUCAGGACUGCUCAACCAUCUGAACGCCCUGGAGGAUGAGGGGCUGGAUCUGACUGCAAACCCGUGGAUGUGUGAUGGGAAGAUUGAGUACCUCUUCGGGUGGCUCCAGAAGAACCAAAAGAAAGCGUUCCUACCGGAGACCAUCAUUUGUUCCGGUCCUCAGUCUCUGAAGAGUCGCUCGGUGAUGUCACUCAAAGAGACUGAGCUAAAAAUCUGA
Molecule: messenger RNA, 1089 nt
Organism: Nerophis lumbriciformis (worm pipefish)
Lineage: Eukaryota; Metazoa; Chordata; Actinopteri; Syngnathiformes; Syngnathidae
Source: RefSeq, a predicted model, not a curated record